Messenger RNA from Acanthocheilonema viteae, 276 nucleotides. Lineage: Eukaryota; Metazoa; Nematoda; Chromadorea; Rhabditida; Onchocercidae. The record is from the annotation of a GenBank genome assembly.
AUGGAGAACAAUGAAUGGGAAAAUUCGGUACAAUCGACGACGGUCGAAGAAACUGAAAUCAUUUCAAAUCGUGACCUACUAGCAAAUGCUCGAAGCGACAAUGGUAGCAUUCGUUCGGUCGAUGUAAACCAUCAUUACGGUAAUAUGACGCAUAGGCAAAAUUCAGAAUCGAUUACGGGAGAUUCUAAUGAGUCUGUGCGGGAUGCUUUUACCACAAUUUCGAAGGCAUUACCGUUAAGAAAUGAAGGAUUUGAAAUUACAGAUGAUGACUUAUAA